AUGGGCAUCCUGGGAUCGCGCUUUGAGCAAACGGAGAAGCUUGGAGAUAUCCGAAGCAGCAAGGCUGAAGGAGAGGAAGAUUGGACCACCGUGAAGAAGGAUGACAACUUCAGGAAGGGCAUCGAUGUUGGCAUUCCUGUGUAUGACCUCAAGAAAAAGACCGUGUCGGUUCUCUAUGACCCCCUAGCAGUGACCAAUCAGGACUUAGUCAACACAGGCUUCGAUGCUUUGAGCCUCAUCCUGUGGGAGAUCGAGUAUGUUUUCGGCAAGGGGGACAAUUUCCAGGGUCAGAGCUUCGCCAAACUCAGGUGCAUUGUCAUCAAUGAGGACGGCCUGUGUGACUUGUCACAGACGCUUUUGCGCGACGCGCAGGAUCCCGCAGCCGAGUUCGAAAAGUUCCACGACCCGAGCAUGCUCUUGGAGGUUGCGGCCGCGUUUUUUGAGCCACCCAGUUGUGAUCGCAAGUCGCUGACGCCUGAUGAGCGCAGAAAAGCCAAAGAGGAGCAGCAUCGAUUGGACGCCCUUCGGGAUACCUGCGAAAAGUUGAUCCUCUUGUGCAGGGCUCUCAGCCAUCAUGCCGUGCAAGCAGAUGGCGAGCAGCUGCCAGCCAAGAACGCCGCGAAAGCAAUUGCCCACAUGAGUGCAGUUGCUCACGCACUUCAAGAAAGAGCUCGUGAAAAAGGCCAUGUGGUGAGCAACAUCGAGCACUACAUGAACUUGCUCGAGGUGCUGGAAGAAGAAUUAAAGGAGGGCUCAAACUACAAGAAGUUCCGCAGACGAGAGCGUCAAGCCGAGUACAUGGCCAGCCAGGGCAAGGCCGCGAGCUACACGAAGCUCUCCUGA
Molecule: messenger RNA, 843 nt
Organism: Symbiodinium natans
Lineage: Eukaryota; Dinophyceae; Suessiales; Symbiodiniaceae
Source: the annotation of a GenBank genome assembly